Molecule: messenger RNA, 5497 nt
Organism: Xyrauchen texanus (razorback sucker)
Lineage: Eukaryota; Metazoa; Chordata; Actinopteri; Cypriniformes; Catostomidae
Product: caskin-1-like
Exons: 22
Coding region: 530-5128 (1532 amino acids)
Molecular function (GO): protein binding
Source: RefSeq, a predicted model, not a curated record
CCACCACAGGACAGAAAAUAACGGUGCAAGGAGUACGCACGCGGAGCAAUGGCACCGCCGACUGACGCGUCUUCAGUACAUCUCCUAGGACCCGGGGGAAAACGCGUAUGGGAAAUUAAAGAAAAAUAAUAUGUCUUUAUGUUGCAUUUCUAAAUGCAUCGUAACAUUUUUUGCUUGUCGAUCACGCCAACAAAACGUGAUUGGAUCCAUCGGAUCACGAUUUUCUAGAACAAUUUGGGUAUCACAACGCACAUAGCGGACUGGAGAAUGUGUUUAUGAUUGCAAGCUCGUCGCAGUGGACCAUUGUCACUGUAUUUGACUGCUUCUCGAUAUCGGAAUAGUCACAUCUAUCAUUGAUAGGAGCCAGCAGCAUCAGUUCUGUAGUAUUCGAGCAUCCUUCCGCCAGUGUGCAUCAUCGUCAUUCUCGCGACCUGCAGCUCCAUCGCAAGUAGGAGGAUCCGCAGAGGAGCUCUCAGGGCAACACUGCACACACAUUCAAAGGAUGCUUUAGGUGUAAAAAGAAAUAACGAUGGGGAAAGAUCAGGAAUUACUUCAAGCGGUGAAGACUGAGGACCUGAUGACGGCGCAGAAGCUUCUGCAGAGGCCCAAACCUGGGAAAGCAAAGUUGCUGGGCUCUGCCAAGAAGGUGAACGUCAACUUCCAAGACACUGAUGGAUUUUCACCACUGCACCAUGCAGCUCUCAAUGGAAAUGUGGAGCUUAUAUCAUUGCUGUUGGAGUCUCAGCCCUUAGUGGACAUCAGAGACCAGAAAGGAAUGCGACCUUUGCAUUAUGCAGCAUGGCAGGGCAAGUCCGAGCCUAUGAAGUUGCUGCUGAAGUCAGGCUCCUCAUUGAACGGUCAGUCUGAUGAGGGUCAGAUCCCCCUGCAUCUAGCUGCUCAGCAUGGACACUAUGAUGUUUCUGAGAUGCUUCUACAGCACCAGUCAAACCCGUGCAUAGUUGACAAUGCCGGGAAGACGCCAUUGGACCUGGCCUGCGAAUUUGGCCGUGUCGGGGUGGUCCAGCUGCUACUGAGCAGUAACAUGUGUGUAGCUCUGUUGGAGGCCAAGCCCGGAGACUCGACUGAUCCCAACGGCACCAGCCCACUGCAUCUCGCUGCCAAGAAUGGACAUAUUGACGUCAUCAGACUGCUGAUCCAGGCUGGCAUAGACAUAAACAGACAGACUAAUGCAGGCACUGCCCUCCAUGAGGCUGCGCUGUGUGGAAAGACUGAUGUGGUGCGCCUCCUGCUGGAUAGUGGCAUUAAUGCAGCAGUGAGGAACACAUACAGCCAGACAGCGCUGGACAUCGUCUACCAGUUCACUGCCACACAGGCCAGCCGUGAGAUCAAACAGAUGCUGCGAGAUGCCUCGGCAGCCUUGCAGGUCAGGGCUCUGAAGGACUACUGCAACAACUACGACCUGACAAGCCUCAACAUAAAGGCUGGGGAUGUUAUCACGGUGUUGGAGCAACACCCAGAUGGAAGAUGGAAGGGCUGCAUUCAUGACAACCGCACAGGAAAUGACCGAGUGGGCUACUUCCCCUGCAACAUGGUGGAGGUGAUCAAUAAGAGGCCCGGGGCUGCGGGUUCAUGGAGUACAGUCAAUUGUACCCAACAGUAUCAAAAGAUACAGCUCUGUGCGCCGGUGUGCGGCCUUUUGUCGCCCGCCGUUGCCAUGGUGAAUGGGGACUCGUAUCAUGAGAUUUAUAUCCUGCCACCUCCUCCACCUCCGCCACCACAUUCCCAUCUGCCACUUUUCACAUCCUUUGGCUAUAACAGGUCCCCAAACACCUCAGGAGAGCCACACAGUGGACAAGGUUCUCACGGCCCAGAGUCCAGUCCCCAUGGCUCACCCACCCCAGCCGGUGGCCCCCAGUGCGGCAACAGUGAGGAGAUCUGGGUGCUGCGCAAACCUGUGGCAGGUGGAGACCGCAGUAGUGUGGGCAGUUCAGGCAGCGUGUCCAGUGCUCGAUCCUCUGGUAGUGGACAGAGUGCAGGCAGCAGCAGUAUCCUCCAUGCACAAGCAGAGGGAGUCAAGCUUCUGGCCACAGUUUUGUCCCAGUCUGCCAAAGUUAAAGAGCACCUCCUGGAGCAGACCAAGUCUUUGGAUCAUCCAGCAGUUUCCACCACAAAGGGACCCUCUUCACGCAGUCAGAGUUUGUCAGGCUGUCCACUUCAUGAGCAGCAGUAUGGGGAGGCGGCGUCCCAGAAGAAAGGGGAGGCGCUGCCCGAGGGGAAGAGCUCAGAGGCUGUUAUCGAAUGGCUGAGUGAAUUUCAGCUGCAGGUGUACGCUCCAAACUUCAUCAGCGCUGGUUAUGACAUUCCUACCAUUAGCCGAAUGACCCCAGAGGAUUUAACCGCUAUUGGAGUGACUAAACCAGGACAUCGAAAGAAGAUAACCUCAGAAAUAAACAAGCUCACCGUCAAUGAGUGGCUGCCUGACAAAAAACCAGCGAGUCUUGGAGAGUGGUUAGCCAUGAUUGGGUUGAGUCAGUACCACCAAGUUCUGGUCCAAAACGGAUAUGAGAACAUCGACUUCAUCACUGACAUCACGUGGGAGGACCUUCAGGAGAUUGGCAUUAUAAAGCUUGGACAUCAGAAGAAGCUUAUGUUGGCAGUGAAGAAGCUGGCAGAGAUCCAGAAGGCCUCAGACGGUCGCAACACAUUGCGCAAAAAGCCACCAGCCGUUCAAGAGGUGAUGGCCAUUGAGAGCCCACCCCACGACAGUGGGGAGUGUAUGUCCCCUAAAAUGAGCACCUUCCAGGAUAGUGAACUGAGCGUUGAAUUACAGGCUGCUCUUGCUCAUCCUGCAGAUUUGCAGGAUGGCCCAGAGGUCAGAAACAACAGUGCUCCGGGGGCACAGCAGCGAGCUCGCAGUCUUCAUGAGAGCAGCAUAAAUAAGAGUCGAGACUCAGAGGAGCAUAGUGGACCACCCAGGAAGGAAGCACGUACCAUGCGUCAAAGCAGCCAGGGAGGUCAGAGAAGUGUAUCAUCAACUCAGCAUAAACCCCGCCAGUCGUAUCCCCAAGGUGCAGGACCACCCUACACGCCACCACAGACCCCCACCAAAACAAAGCCACCGACUUCACAAACUAUGGCUACCCCACAGGGUAAGCCAAAACUUGGCCCUCAGCUGCUCCAGCAGACAGAAAAGCCUGUGUCAGCACAUUCUCUCCCCCAAUCCCCCACUCACAGGUCCCAUCCUCACCCAGCUGCCCAGUCUGUGGAAACCGUGGAGGCUACACCUCCAGGACCUACCGUCUCAGUGCCACUUCUGUGCCUGCCACCAGAAAGCAACGAACCUUGUGAUGAGCAUGGACUGCCUAAGAAACGUGCAAACAGCCUGAAUCGCUUUGCUGUGUCUGAUGGUGAGCAGGAGCACGACGAGCUAAACAUAUCAGAUUCAGGAGGAAAGUAUGCCACAGUGCAGCACCGGGUGGGCCGCAGCAACUCAAUGAAAGGGCAGGCAGACAAGAACGUCAACCGAAGUCAGUCCUUUGCACUCAGGCAGAAGAAGAAGGGUCCUCCUCCGCCUCCACCCAAACGCUCCAGUUCGGCCAUCUCAAGCUCCAGCAGUAAUCUAGCAGAAAUGCACAAGGAGACAAGCAGUGGACCCUUACUGGAGGUCCCCUACCAACCACUAAGGCGUGCUAGUGACCUGGGUGGCAUUGUAGAUACGUGCAGUGCAGGUAGUGUGAAGAGCAUUGCAGCCAUGCUGGAAAUGUCCUCCAUUGGAGGGGGUGCCAAGGGUCUGUCUCUGCAGAAAUCUGUUUGUCACUAUCUGCAGGUGGGUCCUGCAGGAGUAAAGCAGCGUGAUGCCAUUGGAAUGGAUGGAGAAGUAGUUAACCGUCGCAGGACCAUUAGUGGGCCAGUCACUGAGUUGGUAGCAGCUGCUAAGCGAGAACCGAAGCCUGGGUCAGAGCCUGUCCAGGAUAAACAGUUCAAUGAACCACAACCAAGCUCCAGUGGAAGCUCUGCAGAGAAUCUUCCGUUUGCUGAGGAUGGAAACCUCACCAUCAAACAAAGACCCAGGCAUGGCAAGGAUGAGGCUGAGGAGGGUGCAGACAUGCCGUACUCUCUACCACCGGAGAAGCUUUCACGUGUGGAUGCCACACUUAAAAGGAGGGUCCAGAGUACCAAGCAGCAACCCAAUGGAACCAGGUUCCACCUCACAGAGUCAAAUACGGUUAAGCGACGCCCCAAGAGCAAGGACAAAGAUGCAGAAGAACUUCAGGACAGGCAGAUGCCUGUACCUUAUGAGAAUGGAACUGGCACUAUUAAAAGGCGCCCUGCAUCAGAGGUGACCGUUUCAGAGCAGCCCAGGCCACAGGAAAUUCCUGAGAACUCGCCCCGUCGGGACAGUGCAGACCUGGAGGGCCAAACUACUGAGUCACCCACUCGUAAGCCUGUCAAACCCCCGGUGUCACCCAAACCUGUUCUGGCUCAGCACAUGAAGAAACAAGGACCUCCGGCUGUCAUGACUAAGAAAGACCCUUUUCCUGGACCAGCCGGGGCACCUGGCAGCCCAGUUGAAGGAAAGAAAGUACCUCCUCUGGUCUCACCGAAACCUACACCUCCUCCCACGGCUCCUAAACCAUCCAAAACUGUUCUGCAGUCUUUGAAUGCGACACCUAACCCCACUCCCACACCCUCUCCAGCCAAACAGAUUGUCACCAGAGUGGCCAGUACAGCUUCUUCCCAGACCAACAACCCUGCCAAGGCUACAACCCCACCAGCCCUGAGUGCCCAGACCCCUCUCACACCUCAGAGUCCACACACCCCACAGACACCGCAGACACCCCAAACUCCUCUGACACCAGGCCCCCCAACCCCUAUCCCCACACCCCCACCUGUGAAGCCCCCUCGCUCCUCAAUCAGUGGGGUGUCUAUUGACAGUGCAGCUGGAUCAGGGUUUAUGGCAGGCAUAGUGACAGCAGAUGCAGUGCACCAGAAGAUAGAGGAGACCAAUGCCUCACUGGCUGCAGCCCUGCUGGCAGUUGAGGAGAAGAUCAAGGAGGAUGGGCAUAAAGAUUCAAUGGCUGAAAACAAGAGCACAGUGAGCAUCCUAGAUGACAUCGGCAGCAUGUUCGAUGACCUGGCAAAUCAGUUGGAUGCCAUGCUGGAGUGAAGAGCACAGCCUGUGUCUCUGUGGCACAACCUCAGGGCCCUGGGAGAGCACAAGGGCACAAUGACCAACCACACACCCACCCAUCUACUCCUCCUAAUGCUCAUGCCUUGCUCCUUUCACCUCCCUUUUUCCCCCACUUCUUUCCCAUUGUCAUGAAACACCCAUCUCUCCUCUCUUCCCCCAAGUUGGUGUGCACAAACCCUGAGCUGAUGUACCUCAGGAUGGGCAGAAGACCAUCCAGGGCUUUAGACAUCCAAGACAGAGCAGAGGGUGAAGAGGCAGAGGUUGGGUUUUAAUACAAAGAAACUCAACUCUUUGUUCUUUUCUAUUCAGAGUCCUUGGAAUAUAUCAAUCUACCAUGAGCAAUGA